Messenger RNA from Dictyostelium discoideum AX4, 657 nucleotides. It is a transcript of the gene kdelr, whose product is annotated as ER lumen protein retaining receptor. Lineage: Eukaryota; Evosea; Eumycetozoa; Dictyosteliales; Dictyosteliaceae. The transcript is spliced from 3 exons. The coding region runs from base 1 to 657 and encodes 218 amino acids. Gene Ontology annotation, cellular component: endoplasmic reticulum membrane; membrane. Gene Ontology annotation, biological process: retrograde vesicle-mediated transport, Golgi to endoplasmic reticulum; protein retention in ER lumen. Gene Ontology annotation, molecular function: ER lumen protein retrieval receptor activity. The record is from RefSeq and is a predicted model, not a curated record.
AUGAAUCUUUUUAGUUUUUUAGGCGAUAUGCUACAUUUAGGUAGUAUGCUUAUUUUACUUUUCAAAAUAAAGAAUGAUAAAUCAUGUGCAGGAGUUUCACUUAAAUCACAAAUAUUAUUUACAAUUGUAUUCACAGCAAGAUAUCUCGAUCUUUUCACCAACUAUGUUUCACUUUAUAUUACAUUUAUGAAGAUAACAUAUAUAGCAGUUUCAUAUUACACAUUACAUUUAAUAGCAAGAAAGUAUAAAUUCACCUAUGAUAAAGAUCAUGAUACUUUUAAAAUUGUUUAUUUAAUUGCAUCAUGUGCAAUUCUUUCAUUAAUUACAUAUGAUAAAACGACAAUUGGUAUUUAUAGUACAUUUUUAGAGAUUCUUUGGACAUUUUCAAUUUAUUUAGAAUCAAUAGCAAUUUUACCACAAUUAAUACUUUUACAAAGAACAGGUGAAGUUGAAGCAUUAACAUCCAACUACAUUGUUUUAUUAGGUGGUUAUAGAGCAUUUUAUUUGUUUAAUUGGAUUUAUAGAAUCACUUUCUAUAAUUGGAGUGGUAAAAUUGAAAUGCUUAGUGGUUUACUUCAAACUAUUCUAUAUGCCGACUUUUUCUAUUAUUAUGCAAAGAGCAGAAUGUAUGGUAAAAAAUUAGUCUUACCACAAUAA